AUGUCAGAGCCCUCCGUGGGCUCGUACCGCCUCGUUCACCAUCCAAAUUAUCUAUAUGACCGAACCACGUACGCCGACUUUUGCCACGCCCCACUAACAUUCCUUCUCUCGCUAAAGACCAUGGCCGACAGUGACGAAAGCUGGAGGCUGCAGAUUCCGCAAAUCUCUGUGACAGCCAACGCCGAUGAAGCUCUCCAAGAUUCAAACGACGCAGGAGUAGCUGGUGCUGGGGAUCGAGACCUCCCAUGUGGGCUACUUUCGCCGACUUCUGUUGUGCUCGUGGACGAUCAUCCAACCCAAGCAUCCAAUGGUCGAAACUCGUCUUUACUUUGCUCACCACUCUCUCUCUCCACCAUUCCAGAGGUCAAGGCUGUAGCGACAGAUGAGCAAGUCGGUGCUUCACCUACCUCCUUGGCCAAGCCGGACGACAAGCCGGACGAUAUUCCACCAUCUACACCGCCCUCUCCGACGUUCACCGAUGGUGAAUCCGAGGAUGGCAGGCACUUCCCCACAACCCUUGUACUACGAGACAGCAGACCCGACGAGAACAUCCAGCUCCCACUUGUCGUCGAUCCGAACACCAAGAAUCUUCGUCUCGUCGACGAUGGGAAGACCAGUGUGGAAGAUCUGAACCUGAAGGCUGCGCUGGAGAGAGACGGACUCCCAGUUGAUUUUGGGAAGAAGACGCAAUCGACUCCUAAACCUCUGCGACCCGUGUAUGACGACGCAAAUGAUACAACCGAUCCGACGCCGUUCACUUUCAAGCCUAUGUCUCUUGCUCGAAUGUUCGAUCCAAAGGACAUUGAUGCCCUGAUUCAAUUUGAAGGCACUCCUGGGAUAAUAGAGGGGUUGUGCACGAGUCCGUCCCGCGGUAUCACAACUAUCGAACCACCAGAGGAUGCGCGACCAAAGAUCCGGACGAAUACGAAGAAGGAACUCGAGGCACCCAAUGAGAGCGACGAGAAGCUCCCUGCCAUUCUACUUACCGGUCCAACCCCGAGUGGCAGUGGAGGUGAUGCACCGUACGUCCCAUUAGCGGAAAGAAGGAGAGUUUAUGGAGACAAUAUAAUCCCAAUAUGGCCGCCGCCGGCGCUAAUCACGGUCAUUUGGCGGAGUUCGACGAAGUCUGUGAUCCUUUUCUCUGCCUCGAUAUCCAUCGCUCUGACACUUAAUCUCGUCUCGAAAACACCUGGACAUUCCGUUCGAUGGGCGCAAUACACUGCGUGUUUGGUUCUCCUAAUGCUCAUCAUACUCUCCAGCUCGAUCAGUAAUUGGUGGAUGGGUCUGCUAUCCCACCGGGUUGAGAGAUGUUGUGAAGAGAGAGGGGUCAGAGUUAUACGGGACGGCGUGGAAGCCAUAAUCGAUGCUAAGGACCUUGUUGUCGGUGAUCUCGUACUCCUCGAGCCAGGAGAGGUUAUCCCUGCAGAUGGAAUUUUUAUCUCUGGACAUGGCGUUCGUUGUGACGAAUCCGCAUGUACGGGAGAAAGCAACACGAUUCGAAAAAUUUCUUACGCGGAGAUGCUCGAGCUGUACCACCGAACCGCUGCGAGAGGCCAAGAUCCCAAUAGUAGUUGCACUGACUGUUUUCUCCUCUCCGGAAGCGUUGUUCUUGAGGGGACCGGGAAGUAUAUUGUAGCAGCCGUCGGAAAAAGGAGUUUCAAUGGCCGAAUAAUGCAAGCUCUCCGCAGAGAGCUCGAGGAUACUCCACUUCAGAAAAGAAUCCACCAACUAACUAGGCGACGGAGGAUUCUCGCACUCCUCGUGGCUAUAUCUUUCUUCUGCUCUAUGAUGAUCAAGUUUUUCAUUCACCUUGCGCACGAGUCAGAUCGAACUCCGAUGGACAACGGCCGCUCUUUCUUGGCAAUUUUCAUUCUUGUGCUCGGGAUGGCGUCCUUCAUCGGUCAGUCCCUAGGCAUAUCACGUCCUGCUGACAUCAUACUCGUGCUCUCUAGAAGGCGAAUGAUGAGGGAUAAUAUUCUCCUUCGGGGUCUUGCCGCGGCUGAAACGAUGGCUAGGACUACUGUCAUUUGCGCUGACAAGACUGCAGUCCUGACGCAAGGUUGCCUCAAGGUUGUGGCUGGUGCAUUUGGGACUACUGCCAUGUUUUGGCGCUACCCCGACGAACAUGCCAUACGGUCAGACACAAACGAAGAGUCAGACGCGGCGGGGAUCUUCACCUUUGACCUAGCUAGGCUCGACACCGUUCUCCUUCCCCACCUUCGAACUCUAAUCCACGACAACCUCGCUUUGGGCGCUCGGUUGGUUUGGACGUAG
Molecule: messenger RNA, 2274 nt
Organism: Cyclocybe aegerita
Lineage: Eukaryota; Fungi; Basidiomycota; Agaricomycetes; Agaricales; Hemipholiotaceae
Source: the annotation of a GenBank genome assembly